AUGGGAGGAGAAGAAGGGAAGAAGAAGGAGAAGGGGAGCGAGCCAGGGUCGAUAAAGUCGAUUUUUAUGCAUGCAGAUGGAGUCGAUUGGGUUCUGAUGUUGUUUGGUUGCAUUGGCUCGCUUGGGGAUGGCUUCACAACUCCGCUCAUGUUGUUGAUUACUAGCAAGGUGAUGAACAACAUGGGCGGCUCUGCAAACGGCUCCAAGGAAGCUUUUCUUCAUAGCAUUAACAUGAAUGCGCAGGCGCUUUGUUACUUGGCUGUUGGACAAUGGGUCCUCUGUUUCAUGGAGGGAUAUUGCUGGACUAGAACGGGGGAAAGACAAGCUUCAAGAAUGCGAGCAAGGUAUUUGAAAGCAGUUAUGAGACAAGAAGUGGGCUACUUUGACUUGCAUGUAACAAGCACAGCAGAGGUCAUAACGAGUGUCUCUAAUGACAGUCUAGUCAUUCAAGAUGUUCUUAGUGAAAAGGUUCCCAAUUUCUUGAUGAACUUCUCCAUGUUCUUGUCCUGCUACCUAGUCGGUUUGGUAAUGUUGUGGAGGUUGGCGCUUGUGGGGUUCCCUUUCAUUGUCCUCUUGGUGAUUCCUGGGAUAAUGUAUGGAAGAACUCUAAUGGUGCUGGCUAGAAAGAUCAGAGAUGAAUACAACAAGGCAGGAAACGUAGCAGAACAGGCCAUCUCUUCGGUCAGAACUGUGUACGCCUUUGUUGCUGAGAAUAAAACUACUGCAGCGUACUCAGCAGCUCUUGAGUUCUCCGUAAAACUGGGCUUGAAGCAAGGUCUGGCGAAAGGACUUGCUAUUGGCAGCAAUGGUGUCGUUUUUGCUAUUUGGUCAUUCAUGUGUUACUACGGCAGCAGAAUGGUCAUGUACCAUGGCGCUGAAGGAGGGACUGUCUUCGCAGUUGGCGCUGCCAUUGCUGUUGGUGGAUUAGCACUUGGGGCAGGACUCUCGAACCUUAAGUACUUCUCAGAAGGAUGCUCAGCAGGAGAACGAAUCCAGCAAGUGAUAAAGAGAGUUCCCAAGAUAGAUAUAGCGAACCCAGAAGGGGAAAUCCUGGAAAACGUGAGGGGUGAAGUUGAAUUGAGGAAUGUUCAGUUUGCAUACCCAUCAAGGCCAGAGAGCAUAAUCUUCAGAGAUUUCUGCCUCAAAGUUCCAUCGGGGAAGACUGUAGCUUUAGUGGGCGGCAGCGGAUCAGGGAAAUCAACAGUGAUAGCACUGUUGCAGAGAUUUUAUGAUCCACUGGGUGGUGAGAUACUGCUUGACGGGGUAGCCAUUGACAAGUUGCAGCUGAAGUGGCUGAGGUCACAAAUGGGGUUGGUCAGCCAAGAGCCUGCACUGUUUGCAACUUCCAUCAAGGAAAACAUACUUUUUGGGAAGGAAGAUGCUUCCAUGGAUGAGAUUAUUGCUGCUGGUAAAGCUGCUAAUGCUCAUAACUUCAUUUGUCAGUUACCUCAGGGCUAUGAUACUCAGGUUGGUGAGAGAGGAGUGCAAAUGUCAGGAGGUCAAAAACAGAGGAUAGCCAUAGCAAGAGCAGUGAUCAAAGCACCAAGGAUCCUCCUCCUCGAUGAAGCAACUAGCGCAUUGGACUCCGAAUCCGAAAGGGUCGUCCAGGCAGCACUAGACAAGGCAGCCGUCGGCCGGACAACGAUCAUCAUCGCUCACCGCCUCUCCACAGUCCGUGACGCCGAUGUCAUCGCCGUGGUCCAAAACGGCGAGGUCAUGGAAACAGGGUCCCACGACGAGCUCAUCCAAAACCCUGAUGGACUCUACACAUCCUUAAUCCACCUCCAACAAACACAAAACGAUACAGAAGACACUAAUGAUCACAGUACUGGACCCCAAACCUUGAUGGCAUCCUCUGCUCGCUUGUCAAUCGACAUGAACAACACAAGCAGCCGGAGAAUGUCCAUGGUGAGCAGGUCAAGCUCGGCAAACUCCGUGGCCACACAUAGUCGAGGCGGCUCGGUAGCCGGAGACAACCAGAACAAUCUGACCGUCGCAGAGCAUGACUUCCCGGUGCCAUCAUUCAGAAGGCUUAUGGCACUGAACCUCCCUGAGUGGAAGCAAGGGCUUCUCGGUUGCUCGGGAGCGGUUCUGUUCGGUGGGAUUCAGCCUGUCUACGCUUUCACCAUGGGUUCCAUGAUAUCUGUGUUUUUCUUGUCCGAUCAUGACGAGAUCAAACGCAGGACGGCCAUCUACUCGCUGAGCUUUCUCGGGCUCGCCUUUGUUUCCAUGGUUGUCAAUGUUGUGCAGCACUACAAUUUUGCUUACGUUGGGGAGUGUCUGACCAAGCGGAUCAGGGAGCGGAUGUUCUCAAAGAUUCUGACUUUUGAGGUUGGCUGGUUCGAUCAGGACGAGAACUCCAGCGGCGCAGUUUGCUCUAGGCUCGCCAAAGAUGCCAAUGUGGUGAGAUCCGUGGUGGGAGACCGACUGGCACUGAUCGUGCAAACCAUUUCCGCCGUAAUAAUCGCCUGCACGAUGGGUCUAGUCAUCGCAUGGCGGCUGGCCAUCGUGAUGAUCGCCGUCCAGCCGCUGAUCAUUGUCUGCUUCUACACCCGCCGCGUGCUCCUCAAAUCCAUGUCCCAGAAGGCCAUCAAGGCCCAAGACGAGAGCAGCAAGGUCGCCGCCGAGGCCGUCUCCAACCUCCGCACCAUCACGGCCUUUUCCUCCCAGGACCGCGUCCUGGGCAUCCUCGAGCAGGCCAUGCAGGGCCCACGAAAAGAGAGCAUCCGCCAGUCCUGGUACGCCGGGCUGGGCCUCGGCACUUCCCAGAGCCUCAUGUCGCUGACUUGGGCCUUGGACUUCUGGUAUGGCGGCAAGCUGAUCUCGCAGGGCCACAUCACGGUCAAAGCCCUGUUCGAGACUUUCCUGAUCUUGGUCAGCACCGGUCGUGUCAUCGCCGAUGCCGGAGCCAUGACUUCGGAUCUCGCCAAAGGAUCCGACUCGAUCGGGUCCGUCUUCGCCGUGUUGGAUCGAGUCACGAAGAUCGAGCCGGAGGACGAGGAAGGAGGGGAGAAGCCGGAGAAGAUCAACGGACAGAUCGAGCUUAGAGACGUCGAUUUCGCGUACCCGGCCAGACCUAAUGUCAUGAUCUUUAAGGGCUUCUCGAUCCGGAUCGAGGCCGGGAAAUCGACGGCUUUGGUCGGGCAGAGCGGAUCGGGGAAAUCGACAAUCAUCGGGCUGAUCGAGCGGUUCUACGACCCGAUUAGAGGUUCCGUGAAGAUCGACGGCCGUGACAUUCGAUCGUACCAUCUGAGAUCCCUGAGACGACACUUCGCGCUGGUGAGCCAGGAGCCGACGCUGUUCGCCGGGACGAUCAAGGAGAACAUCGCGUACGGCGCGGCGACGGAGAACGUCGGCGAGGCUGAGAUCGUGGAGGCGGCGAAGGCGGCCAACGCUCAUGACUUCGUGGCCGGGUUGAAGGACGGGUACGACACGUGGUGCGGGGACAGAGGGGUGCAGCUGUCCGGCGGGCAGAAGCAGAGGAUCGCGAUCGCGCGUGCGGUGCUGCGGAACCCAGCGGUUCUGCUGCUGGACGAGGCGACGAGCGCGUUGGACAGCCAGUCGGAGAAGGUGGUUCAGGACGCGCUGGAGCGGGUAAUGGUUGGACGGACCAGCGUGGUGGUGGCUCAUCGGCUGAGCACGAUUCAGAACUGCGAUGCGAUUGCGGUGUUGGAUAAGGGGAGAGUGGUGGAGAGAGGGACCCACUCGUCCUUGUUGGCAAAAGGGCCCGCUGGUGUCUACUUCUCGUUGGUCAGUCUACAGCGGACCCCAUCAAGCCACGUGUUUUACUGA
Molecule: messenger RNA, 3792 nt
Organism: Linum trigynum
Lineage: Eukaryota; Viridiplantae; Streptophyta; Magnoliopsida; Malpighiales; Linaceae
Source: the annotation of a GenBank genome assembly